GUUGAUGACGCCGUCGUCAGGAAUGCCGGUGUCUCCGCCAGCGGAAGAGGAGGAGGAAGUGUAGGCGAGGAGGAUGUGGGGAGCAAUAAAGGUGGAGGAAGUGGUGGUGAUGGUGGUGGUGGUGGUGGUGGAGAUGGCACCGCUGCUGCUGAGGGGGAGUCAUGGCGCGGCAGCUCGCACCUGGGGGGCCCGUGUGCGGGAGUGCCCUCGGUGACGGGGUCGAUGGUGGUCGCCGACCCACGGGACGGCUGCCAGCCGCCCUCCAACGGGGCGCAGCUGGCGGGCGCGGUGGCGGUGGUGGUGCGGGGCGGCUGCAGCUUCGUGAGGAAGACGUCCAACAUGCAGGCUGCUGGCGCAGCAGCCGUCCUCGUCAUCAACACGCAGCCCCCAGGCGAGCUGCUGAGCAUGGCAGGCGACGACAGCGGGCUGGACCCCGCCAUCCCCGCCCUCUUGCUCACACGCAGCGACGGACUCCGCCUCAUACGAGCCAUCAAUGCCAGCGUUGCCACGGCCGGCACAAGCGCCUCCGCCUCCGCUGCCACCGCCACCGCCGCUGUGUCGGGUACCGAGCUGCCGCUGCCGCCGCUGCUCGGCACGCUUUCACUCCUCCCAGCCCACAUGACGUCACGGAACGGGCCGGCAGCGGCAAUGGCAGCCGCCCUAGGCGGCGGCGUUGGCGGCGGCGAAGGCACCUGUUCCGCGGAGCCCGGCGGUGGCGCCGCUGGCGCCGCCGCCGCCGCCGCCGGCAGCGGCGGCGCCGGCGGGCAGACGAUGACGACUCGUCUUGACUUGCUGGUACCUGGGGGGUCCCAGGCGUUCUUGGAGAGCCAUUUGGCAGCUCACGGUCGUACGUUACAGCAGGUGUUUGGAUCCAUGUUGGCUGACGGGCGUGCGGCGGCGCUGUUGCAGCAGUUGGCGCAACGGAAUGUACGGCAGGUCGCUGCGGCGAUGCAGCAGUCGCGUCAGCGAGGGGCGCAGCAGGGCGCGGUGGGGGUGCAGGCGGGGGGGAGGCCCUAGGCUAGUCCCGCUAGUGUGAGGUGAGAAGUGGGUUAGUAGAGCCAUGGCUAAGAGGAGGAGAACGGAAGGGGAGUGGUGUUGAAAGGAGGGGGUGUAGGAGAGAAACGAUACGGCAGCGGGGUGAGGCUGCCAUGCAAGGGUGGUACGUUCCUGUCAUGGAGGGGCAUGCAAGGAGGAAGUGCAUGGCGCAUCGAACCCGAUCAGGAGCAGGAACGUGUGAGGUAGAUAGUGCUCCGUGUACCGUACACGACGUGAUAGGAAGGCUACUCGCAGGCUUGAUAUAUACAAAAGGCACUAGAAUGCCUCCUUGUGCAUGUUGCCUAGGCAGGAUGGGCUUCGCUUUAACAACGGACCUCAUUGCGAAUGUUAUAAGUCGUAAUUUUAAUCCUGAUGGUAGGUAUGUCUCUACGUGACACGGACAGGGUGAUUCGCAUUGAACUUUGGGCGGGCCAAGGAUGGCAUGGCAAUAGAAGAUGUCUCCUUCCAUGCGACUUUAUACCGGUACUUGUACCGGACCAAAUUUUCAAAAACCGACCCAUGGGUCGCAUUGCUGACGAUGGGAGCUUGAGAAGGGAUCUAACAUGUGUUUGUAUAUGGCCUGACUCAGCUGGUCCGUGCGGAUGGAACAGCAGGCUAGUUGUUGCGGCAAUGCGUUACACUUCGUAUUGGCGACCCGGAUUUCUCCAAGCCGUGAGCAUUCCUCAACCAAGCAACACUCCCAAGAGGCGCAC
This is a messenger RNA of Astrephomene gubernaculifera, 1748 nucleotides long. NCBI's taxonomy places the organism in Eukaryota, Viridiplantae, Chlorophyta, Chlorophyceae, Chlamydomonadales, Astrephomenaceae. The record is from the annotation of a GenBank genome assembly.